AAUUACUGCUAGAUGGAGACCAAAAAUCAAUAUGUACCCCGAGUCAAUCAGAUUGACGCCAUCACAUUAAACAAAGAUAUCACGCGUAUGAUAAGGGAAAACCUACUGGAAAAUCUUCAAGCAAUAUCACCCGUAUUGUACCUGAAAAUACAACCCGAACUGGAUCUGCUAAUACAAUCGGCAAUUUGGUUUGGUUCGGUGGGAAAACGUUGUUCAACAUUUGGACAACAGCUACUGGUGUUGGCCUAUGAUUCGGAACGUUUAACCAUAUCCAGAUUGGUGUUACAUUUCUGUCUAACAGUUCUGCCAAGCUAUAUUAAAAAAUUGGAAGAACGUCGACUCAGCCAUCGAGUUGAAUGGCUUACCAAGGCCAUAGAAUAUGGAGAGAAUGCCGCCCUUGUGCUGUCGGUAUUGAAUUUCUUUAGAUUCCUGAAAACCGGUAGAAAACCCACGCUCAUUGAUUUCCUACUUGGCCUGGACUACAUUAGUUUGCGGCACAAUCAACGCAGAGACAUUGGUUAUAAAUAUUUGACCCGUGAAUUGUUGUGGGGUGGUUUUAUGGAAAUAUUGGGUCUAGUUCUGCCCAUCAUCAAUUUCCGUAAACUGCAACGUGUUGCAAGAAAUCUAUUUACCUUAAAGAAACCGGAGGCCGUUGAUGAAGCGGGCAAUUCCUUACACCCAGCUAAUCGAAAACCAAAACUGACACCCACCACAACAUGUGUAUUUUGUGGGGAACGUCCCACAUUGCCACAUUAUAUGGGCUGUGAACAUAUCUAUUGUUAUUACUGUUUAUCUGCCAACAUUUUAACAGAUUCCAAAUUUUGUUGUGUCGCUUGUGACACGCCGGUCCCAGCGAGUGGCAUAGAGCCACUGUAG
Messenger RNA from Musca vetustissima, 876 nucleotides. It is a transcript of the gene Pex2, whose product is annotated as peroxisome biogenesis factor 2. Gene Ontology annotation, molecular function: zinc ion binding. NCBI's taxonomy places the organism in Eukaryota, Metazoa, Arthropoda, Insecta, Diptera, Muscidae. Gene Ontology annotation, cellular component: peroxisomal membrane. Gene Ontology annotation, biological process: protein import into peroxisome matrix. The coding region runs from base 13 to 876 and encodes 287 amino acids. The transcript is spliced from 4 exons. The record is from RefSeq and is a predicted model, not a curated record.